AUGGCGACUACACAAGUCAAAGAAGGAGAAUAUACGACUACAAUUUACGGAAUGGUAAGCUUUUUAGUGUGAUCUUACCGUGUUUAGAUCUGAUUCGGGGGUUUGAUAUUUUGUUGACAUCGGUUGCUCGGGAACAACGCAAAAUUUGUGAGUGUUAAAAUUGGGUUCCCAGCUGCUUAACUUAAAGUGUUUUUUUCAGAUCAUAUCUUCUAAUGACUUUCAAACGUCCAUUACUUAGUUAAUGUAGGUUUUUAUCCAGUCAUAAUGCUGUAUUUUGGCUCUCAGAGCCUGUGUCUUAGUGUAUGACCGUAGUUGUGGUUUGACAUACAGUUAUCCCUCCCCUUUUAACCGACGGGAGAAUGCUACAUUGGGACAUCUCAUUUUAAAUCUGCAUUUCCCACAUGGAAGGUAUUUCAUUUUUUGUAAGGUAUGACUGGUAUAGAUGGACCCUGUUGGCUCAAAAUGUAGGGAGUUUGAAUUGCCAUGCAUUGCCUUGAGGUAUAUGUAGUGCCAUCUUCUUACUAAAUUUUGAGUUCUCCUUAUUGCUGGUUUGGACGUGACGUCACAGCAGCCAUGUUGGUGGUGUGUUGGUGGUCAGAAAAAUGCAUUUCUCUCCUCUGGGAACUAAACCCUAUUUUCUGUAAAUUGUUCAAGAAAAAAUUCUACCGUAUUGACCACCAACACCACCAACAUGGCUGCCUUGUCACGUGGUUGCAAGCCAAGAAUCUGGGUGCUGUCAAAAUCUUUCAUUAAUCCAUAUGUUAGAGAUGAAUGAAUCUGCCUUGGGAAAAAUGGACUCUCUAGAUCCUGACUUCCAGGAGGCAGAAGCUCACAAAAAAAAGGGCUUGUGAGAAUCCUGCCUUCUAAGUGAGGAGAGAAGAUUGGUUGUCGGUAAACAAUGUAUUGCCUUUAUUUGUUAAUUUCUCAGUAGGACUCUGAAAUCUUGUUUUCCUGUAUUUUGUAACCUCUUGUACACUAGACAGCAAAAUAAUUCCAACCCUAGUGCAUAUUUAAUUCCUAUUCUAGAUAGGAUAAAUGUUUUUGUAAAGCUAUUCCUCACACUAUUUUGCUCCACUAUAUUGUAGAUAAAGAAUCAAAAGUUUCAUGAAGCAAUCCAAAUCCUCUCCCAGGAGCUGGAGAAUCACCCUAAGGCAAGUUAACACAAUAUAAAGUGAUGGAUGGUAAUGUGGCCAAGUAUUGGACUUUAACUUUAUUUGAAUCAUAACUUAUAGAAGUGUCAACAGAAAAGUACAGUUUAAAUAGCAUUAUGUGGGUCAGCACAGUUUGCAAAAAGUAAGGAAGAAGACUUCUCUGUUACCUACUUGAUGCAUUUUACAUUGAACAACUGAAAGUUUUAACUCAAGUACUUUAUAGUAGCUGAGAUUGUUUAUAGUUCCUCCUUUGCAAAGAAAUGAUAGAACUGUAUGAACCUUGUUCCCAGGGUUCUCCCCUACCCAUCCGUGCAGAACGAGAGUGAGAGAUGGAUGGCUAGGAGAGAACCCUGGGAACAAGAAAUGACCAAAAUAAAACUGAUUUUCAAUGACCUUUUUUUCUCUCAGUCAAGAGCAGCACUGUCCUUGUUAGGCUACUGUUACUUUCAAGUUCAAAGCUUUGAUGCAGCUGCUGACUGGUAAGUGUACAUGACUGUUGUAGGCAUAAUAACUUCAAAGUUUAAACUAGUAUUCAGCGUAUUAGGGUUUGCUAGGGCUCUAAUCUUGGUAUCUUGGUGGGGGAGGACAAGGGGAUGGAGCCUAGGAGAAGAGGGAGUGGGAAGGAUACAGGAGGUGGAAGAAGAAAGCCUCCCCCCCCCACUUUCCCCCCAUUGUAAGUUGAAGACUGGUUUAAACUGAGAAAUACCUACAACAUACACACUGCAUAGCCCACCGGCAGUUCCACUAAGCAUUUUUAGUUGGUCUUAUGCAUCUUACUGGGGCUCUAAUAUAAUAACAAUAAACUCAGGACUUUAGCCAGGAAUUCUCUAACUCUAUAUGUAGUUGUGGGCGCAAGUCUUCCCUCAUGAAAAAUUGAACUCUCUCGGGUGAAAGAUUUCUUACUAACUGUACCCCAAAAUCCCAAAUCUUUAUCAGCUCUUAAGGUAGCCGUUCUAAAACCAAGAUCUAACUUAAUUUACCUCAUUUCUCCAAAAAAUUGGCUUUUGACUGUCUGGCCAAAACCUAGCUUAAUAUAUAUGCAUGUUGAAGGUCAAAAUUAAAUUCAUGUUAAAAUUUUUCAACCUUCGUUUAUCCUCAAUUUUCUAUGUCUGUCUUUUUAUUAUCUCACAAUUAUAGUUAUGGCCAGCUCACACAGAUUCAUCCUGAAGUAGAUGAGUACAAGUUAGCUUAUGCUCAGGUUUGUGAGACAAGGAAGGUUUUUAUGGUAAAUCUUUUUUGGCUCAUGAUUGUAAGGUUUUUAUACACCUGCACAGAUACACCCAUACACACACACAAAACUUUUGUGGUUAUUGAAUGGUUGAGAAAGAUAAGUCAGUGCACUUAAAUAAAAAUAUUUAGCUCGGUUUUGAGUUGUAAAAUGAUUUAAUUCCUGGAUAUCAGAUAUUACAGUCAAGUUCUGAAAGAUCUUGCCUGUGCAAGUUCUUGAGGGAUCUUUUUUUAUUAAUUUACAACUUGUCUAAAAGUUAUUUGGAUGUCAGUGUUUUUAUUGUAAACCAUGCUUGCCUUGGACUGUACUGGCAUACUAUCAGACCUGGUCUUUUUUGUGUGGACUUAAGAGCAUUUUUCAAGUCACCAAGAGGUGUUAUUUUCCUAUAAAACUAUACUACUUGCCUUGUUAAGAAGUUCCACUUUAAGGCAAAAGUCCUUUUACUACAGUACUGUUGUAAUGCAAUGUCAUUUUAUUUUCUUUACAGUCCUUGUAUAAAGCCUUCAUGUAUCCAGAAGCCAUGAAAGCAACAUUUCAGAUUGAAAAUCCUACCUACCAUUCCAAGGUGAGGCCUGCACUAUACCUUAGAAGUAUUAUCUCAUUUCUACUUGUCUGUUGUGUGAUUGUAAUUCAUUGUGUUGUGUAAUUCCAGAAAACAACCCUUCUCUCCCACAGAAGGGAUGGGAAAUUCCAAGAGGGAGGUCUCAAAGAGAGAGAGAGAGAGAANUAUUUUCCUAUAAAACUAUACUACUUGCCUUGUUAAGAAGUUCCACUUUAAGGCAAAAGUCCUUUUACUACAGUACUGUUGUAAUGCAAUGUCAUUUUAUUUUCUUUACAGUCCUUGUAUAAAGCCUUCAUGUAUCCAGAAGCCAUGAAAGCAACAUUUCAGAUUGAAAAUCCUACCUACCAUUCCAAGGUGAGGCCUGCACUAUACCUUAGAAGUAUUAUCUCAUUUCUACUUGUCUGUUGUGUGAUUGUAAUUCAUUGUGUUGUGUAAUUCCAGAAAACAACCCUUCUCUCCCACAGAAGGGAUGGGAAAUUCCAAGAGGGAGGUCUCAAAGAGAGAGAGAGAGAGAAAGAGAAAAAAAAAUGUAUGAAGGAAAAUUGGAAUUUCCACAGGGGAGGUGGGGUCAUAGAGCAAACCCCUUAUACGGGCGGAGCUACACACUUUAUCUUGGUUUAGAGGUAGAGGACCCACAAGCAAGAGGAGGUACUUACUGACUUUCAAGUUUUUUAAGGACACUUCCUGGAGUUCUUGGAACUUCUAUUUUGUUCAGUUAGGUUACGUUUUAGAUUAACUUGUCUCGAAUAUUUCAUAAACGUUACAAUGGUUUUAUGGCUUCUUUACUCACCAGGUGCUGAAACUUCAAGCUGCUAUAAAAUAUGGAGAGGAAGAUUUACAAGGAGCUAAGGUGAGUGUUUCUAUGACUAAUACAUGUACAUACUUUGUUUUUUGUCAUUUAGGUGGUCCCUUACCUCACAAGAUUUCACAGCCAGGGUUUAAUUUAUAGAAUUAACAAAGUUCAGAUGUACAUGUACAAUGUACACUCUGAUUGGUUGAAAAAGUGCGCUUUAUGAGAGUAUAAAAAUUAAUAUGCUGAUGACACUCUUGUGCGCUUUGAAAAUAAAGGUUGUUUUGAAAAUUAGAAAGUAAUACGUGGGGAAUUUAACAGAUUCUUUUCACUUCAAAUUUAAUUUCAGGUUAAUUUUGAUUUAACUUAGGUUUAUUUUCAAUAAUUUCCUUUGUCUCCUUGGGCGAGGAGACAUUUUAGGAAAUUGAGAAUCAUCCUAGGUUAAAUCAAAAUAACCUGAAAUAAAAUUUGACCUGAGACAUAUAUAUGGUUUCUUGUUGUUACUUGUCAUUAUACAAAAAAAGAAGGAAUGUAAAUUUAUUUCUAGCAUUAAAAGCCUUUUGCAUAAAUAGCUGUCUCUUCCACAAGCAAAAUGGACUAAGAAUUUAGCACAAAAGAAGUUCAUAGACAUAUUAAACUAUAAUGACAGUGCAUCAUUACAGUGACAGUAUGAUUAUUCUCUGUGUUACAAAUUUAGAGUAUGGUAGAACAAUGUCCUGCUGAUGAUGCAGACACAGAAAUCAAUCUUGGCUGUCUUCUAUACAAGGUAAGAAAUAACAUAAUUAUCAGCUGAGAAAAAUAUGUGUGAUAAUUAGUGAAAUCUAGACACUGUUGCCACAAACUGUAAUAGUGAGUCUUAUCCUGGAGCAUGUCCCCCCAUAGAUGUUAUAUAUAUGAGCCACCUCUUAGACUUAAAAAAUACUUUUUAUUGCAAAUAACAAUAUAUUACAGGUGGGUAGCUCAAAAUAAUCUUGUUUUCAUCAUGCAGAAUUUGUUUUUUGUCCCCCCAGGUAAUGCACCAACCAUUUUAUGUUCAAUUUAUAUAAGAAAAAAGAAUCACCCAGGGCUAUGCCCUAGCAGAGCCUGAUGUCCCCUGAUGCCCAACUUUUGCUCUUGGGCAACUAGAAAAUCCAACUUUUUCAUUCAAAUCAUAUGCUGGGCACCCUAGAUUUUACAGGUUCAGAGCACUGGGCUCCCUUCAAGUUUCCUUAAAGUGCCCCUUGUGUCUUUCACAUUUUUCCAACCAGUUCUCCUAAAUUGUGUCUAUACAAUGAUGGCUGAUGGAUCUAUUUGUUUUUGAUCUUUCAUUGUGUUCUCUCGCUGUUGUAUGGUUGUCAGUUACAUCUACAGGUGUACAGUAUGUGUAGCAGGUCUUAAAGAAUGAAUACUGUUUACAAUAGUGAUAAAAAAAUCACAUCAAAAUUUGUUUUUAAUAGGAGGGUAGAUAUGCUGAGGCUUGUCAAAAAUUCCAGACGGCUAUGAACAUUCUUGGAUAUCAACCAGGUAACUAUGUUUUAAAAUUUGUCAGAGAGAAUAGUAACUGUGCAGCCUGUAGAUGUGGCUUUUGAGAUUUAUUACCAAGACUGACUUAUCCUCCCAUUAUCUAGUUUCCAUUUACAGUGAAACUUCUAUUCAGGAGACACCCUCCAGACUGAGGCAAGUUUCCCAUGAAUAGAAGUGUCCCCUGAAUGGAGGUUGGGCUGGGGUUUGUUAAUAAUCAACCAACAAAGACAACAUAAAAAAUAAUCUUCAGCUUUUCUCUGUGACAUAUGUUGAAUUCAUGCAAGUGCAGUACAUCGAUUUAAGUCAGAUAGUUCAGUAUGUGAAAGCUCCAUAAGGGAUACUUAAAGAUAUCGAUUCCUCUUGUGAUCAGUCACUUUUUGCAUGCUAUGGUGUCCCCUGAAAGAAGGUUAAACCCAGGUUUCGUGACCUAGAAAAAUUGUCCCUUUCCCCUCAAUAGAGGUGCCCCUUCAAAAGAGGAAAUAAAAUACAUAGAUUAUGUGGGCUUUUUUCUGGGACGAAAUUAAUUUUUGUGUCCCCUGAAUGGAGACCUUGUCUCUUGAAUAGAGGUGUCCCAAAGGAGAGGUUCCACUGUAUGUUAUCUUUAAUCUUCUUCUUCACACCUUCUUAGCAUGUUAUUUUUCUUAACAUGUUAUUUGCACUUAUGUUUUGGAUUUAUCAUCCAUAUUUUUUUUCAGAUCUAUCAUACAACAUAGCAUUGUGUUUCUACAGCCUAAAACAGUAUGCACCUGCCCUAAAGCACAUUGCUGACAUAAUUGAAAGAGGAAUCAGAGAGCAUCCAGGUUAGUAAAUAUUAUAUUAAUAAUUAGAAUCAUGAUGGUAAUAAUUGAAGGGUUUCCCGCAAAAGGGGGUAAUUUACCUAUCAAUAUUCUCAUACAUGUAACAGCGGUUUCAAUAAAAGCUGGUUAUCAGUGGUCUACCACUGCCUAUAGGGCCUCUUACCUCUCUGUCUAUAAACAAUUUGAACUUACAAGUUGCUGCAAGCAAACUGUCAAUGUUGAAACACUUGUUCCGGAUAACAGUGUUGCAAAGUGGCAUGCAAAAGAACGGCUUGUUUCACUGUAAUAAGUGACGCACUAUUUUUCAUUAUUCUAGAACUCAGUGUUGGCAUGACAACAGAAGGUAUUGAAGUCAGAAGUGUUGGAAACACCAAGGUUAGUUGUACCUUUGGCUGGCUAAGAAAUAAAAAGAUUAAUUAGUAUAUAUUAACUUUAUAGUUCUUGUCUUGACCUGUCUGAAGUUUACUGACUUAGUUCCUAGCCAGUGUGGCAGACUGGGUAAAGUUCUAAACACUUGUCAAUUCUUAAACUACAACACCAGUUUAUUGUGAUGAUAAAAAGUUCAGUUUAUAGAUGGGGGCUAUAUUUAUAUUUUUCAUUUCAGUUGCUGUCUUAUUAUUUACAUCAUUGUUUAAGAAUCAAAAUUAAUUCACCCUCUGUUACAUUUAAAUAUAUUUUUAUUUGGUUCAAAUUAUUGAUUUUCUUCCUUUUAUAGGUUUUACAUGAAACAGCUUUAAUUGAAGCUUUUAACCUAAAGGCAGGGAUUGAAUACCAGCUCAAAAACUGUAAGCUGUUGUCAUUUGUGGUUGAAUGCAUGCUUGAUUGAUUUGCAAACAUUUGUAAGGGUGUUUAUACAUAUUGCUUUGUACCGGUAUGUCAUUUUUUAUGGACUGAACUAAGUAUUAGUCUUGUCUUAUUUUUUAUUAAAUUUCAUCAGUAACUGAAUGUGCUUUUAAAUUUUAGUUGAUUCAGCACAAGAAGCACUGACGGAUAUGCCUCCAAGAACUGAAGAGGUAGGUUAACCCUAAUUAAUUUAAUUUUGUACUCACUGUAUUUUUUCCAAAAUAGUCACACCUUGAAGCACUGUACAUGGAUUUCUUUGAGCACUGGUUAUAUAUUGUUUUAAAUCAACAUAAUAAUUAUGGUUGACACAAAUCUUUACUUUGCAAAUUUUGAGAAAGAUGUGCAUGUCUGCAAACAACAAUACACAACCUAAAAAUAUGUAUAACUAACAAAUGAUUUUAACUUGGUGAAAAAUUACAGGAGCUUGACCCAGUCACUUUACACAACCAAGCUCUUAUGAACAUGGAGGCUAAUCCAACACAGGUGCAGUAUAUAUCUGAUUAGAAGUCUCUCUUCUGCACUGUCAUUUAAUUCUUCCUUCCCGGCUUCGGUUUCCCAUGAUAAUAUUAUUUUUUAACUAAGAAUGUCUUUUUUUGCUUUGAAGGGAUUUGAAAAGCUUCAGUUCUUGUUACAACAAAAUCCAUUCCCACCAGGUAAAAACAAAAACUGUAUUAUUUACUGUUAUUGUUUAUUCUCGUCCAAUCAGUCACAUGCAUAGACUAAGCCAAGUCAUUGUAACUGUUUCCAGAUGUCAUAGUGAAAGCAUAGUACAAGUGUUAGAACCAUAAUUUUAUUGUUAUGGACUAUAAAAUGUUCUAACUGGAAACUGAUAAGCAAAAUAAUUUGCAGUUGUAUGUAUAAUUAGAAAUAUUCUCACUGAUAAGUCAUGUAGCUGUAAUUGCAUGGUGCUUCUUAAUCCAGCCAUCUAAGCUUUUAUGGGACAGAUGCUGUAUAUUUUAUGCAAAGAAGAGCAUACAUGUGGCAUACAAUAGCUGUCUUCACUGUCGGCAAUCAAGACAGACCUUGGGUUGUUCCUCUAUAAAAUGUCCCACUUCCAGUUCUGUUUUAUUUAACUAUGACACUUUUUGUUUUGUAGAAACAUUUGGAAAUCUCCUGCUGUUAUAUGUUAAAUACCAGGUACUGUAAGAUGCAAGUAACAAAAUUGCCCGCAAUGAAACAAAUUACUCAAUCACCACCUUUAACAUCAGAAUUUAACUUUCAAAAUAAAAUGAAAAUGUGAAAUAUGUCACAUACAUAAGUGUCAUAAUUGAACUGAUGUGUUCUUUUAAAUAGCUAGAUAGUAGCAGUGAUUAACUAAGAUGUGUGUACCUGCGGCUAAUUUUUUGUCCAGAAUUAGACUGAGAGGUUGCAACAAAAGUGUUUUCCAGUAGUCAGGGGUCAGUAGAUUUCUCUGUCAAACUAGUGUAUUUACAUGUCACAAUAUUACUCCUCUUCGUUUUCUAGUAUUUUGAUCUGGCUGCAGAUGUGUUGGCAGAGAAUGCUCACCUGACUUAUAAAUUCCUCACACCAGUAAGUGAUUUUAUCCAAGAAUGCAAAUGUAACAGUCUUAAGUUAUAGCAAAUGUUCUCUUAGCUGCUCCGGCUAACAUACAGGAACCCGUUAGACAUGGUUAGGGUCAGUGACUUGAAGAAGGCAAACAUUAGCUGGCUUAUUAACAAACAUGGCUACAGCAGUAAACUCUAACUAUUGUCAACCUGUCAACUUGUUUUAAGUGACAGGGAAGGGAUUUUUAUCAAAGGUUUUCCACGAAGGGACCUACGAAGACAUUCAAAAUAUUUCCGACAUUAUCAGUUCCAGUACAUUUCCUUCUAAUAUUCGAGAUUUCUUGCAAAGUACAAUCACUCACAUGAACUCCUCUUUUUUGUCUACCCAAACCAGGGUUUGAAAAAAGGAAACUUGAAUUCCAGCUUGUCCUUCUCCUUACAAAGGACAGCUCUCACAUUUUGCUCGCCUGACCUGUAUAUGGAGCUUGUGAAUAUGUCCAUAGUAGAUUUUGCAAGAAUCUAUAAUAUAUGUAAAUGUUGCCUGGGGCUAUUACUGUCUUGUUUGUCUCAGUUAACAGACCCUUUUUUUCUUUGGAGAUUGUUGAGUGCUUAUAUGAAAAUAAAAACUGCGGCAGAUUUAGUCACUCAGUGCUUGCUCUAGCAUGCUUGCUUUGCUGGUGGGCUGUCAAAUUGUCCAAAAAAAAAAGGAAAAGAAAAACGCCUGUGGAAAUGCUUCAUGUAAGUUAAUGCAUUGGUUACAAGUUGACUUUUCUGGGCUUUUGCCAACAUUAAAGGAACACAAACCUGUUCGUAGGGAAGAGUUAUAUAAUUUAUACCACCUUCUUUGACUAUGUUGUGAUUUAAUUUUAUCUUUGGUUUAAAUUUUAUUUUCCUUUGUUUUAAACUCGUUAUCAUACAAUGUACAUUACCAUACCUCAAAACAAAGGGACAUAAAAUUUAGGCUAAGUAAAACUGAACCACAACAACAACACCAACCAAGCAGGCUUGUCUGCUUGCUUUAUUUAUUAGUGAAUCUGAUCAAGUAUUUCUGAUUCUUUUUUUUGUACAGUACAUGUAUGAUUUUCUGGAUGCCAUGAUAACACAGCAAACAUCACCAGAGGAGGUUUGUAUCAAAACACUGCCGUAAUCUUGUGGACCACUUGACCGCUUAACUUGUGGACUGCUUAACCGCUAAGCUUGUGAACCACUUGACCGCUAAGCUUGUGAACUGCUUGACCACUAAUUGUGAACCCCUUGACCACCAAGCUUGUGGACCGCUUGACCGCUAAGCUUGUGAUGGUUAACUUAGUUAAAUUACAUUUAACCAAAUUUAUCGACUACAGUACGUAUUUCAAGGAAGUAAUCCAAUACUUACCAUUGUCAAUUCAGUCCGGUGUUCACUCGAUAGAGGUUUUUAGCAAUAGAAAUCAGCCAAAUACAAUUUACUUUAGUGUGCGCGCCUGCUCAAUAGAGGUGUCUGUUGAAUAGGGGUUUGUUAUAAAGGAAAAUAUAAGACGUCAAUUUCAGUACCCAGCUUAGUGUUCACUUAAAACAGGUUUCACUGUAAGAAACUUGCAAACAUAAUAACUAAACUGUAAGCAAUAAUGUUAAUUUGGAUGACUAAUGUGAAUCUUGGUUUCGUGAUUGGUUAUGACACAGUUGUUCUUAGUUUGACCCAUAAAAGAAGGUUUAUCCACAAUUUUUAAAAAAGUCAUUGAUUUGCAAAUAAUUUAUUUGAUUAUAAUUUCAUAGGCUUAUCGAAAGUUAGAUGAUAUGGCCACAAAACAGACAGAAACCUUAAGGAAACUAACAAAACAGGUUAGUGGUCUGUUUGGUUUAGUUUUUUAAAGAUCAAUCCACAGGAAUUUUUGUAUAUACAUGUUACAGGUCAAAUUUGAUUUCAGGUUAAUUUUGAUUUAACCUAGGUUGAUUCUCAAUUUCGUUUGUUUCCUAGCCCUAAUUAUUCAUGAAUUAGGGCUAGGAAACAAAGGAAAUUGAGAGUCAACCUAGGUUAAAAAAAUUUAACCUGAAAUCAAAUUUGACCUGUAACAUAUGUAUACCUAGAACUCCUUUGCUCAAGUGUUACAAUAAGAGGGGAGUGAACAAAUAUCAAGGUUCCUGCUAAGAGCUUAAGCCUACGCAUUCAAAGUGUAUUGUUUUGAAAGCGUUUUUACUAUGAAGGUAGAAGAAGAGGAUAUUAAGAGUAUUAUAAUAUUUGCUUUUCUGAGGAGUAGAAAAAAAUGGGGUUAAUUCCUCUAUGUUUGAGUGAAUCAAACUUAAUGUUCAUAAAGCUACGAAGCAAACACUGUUUCUGAGGAUUUUACUUUAAAUUGAUGAAGUCAAAAAAGCAUAAAUGUCGAUUGUACAAAACCUUAAUUUACAACCGCACCAGUUAUUCCAUACAUGCAGUCUGCAACACAAACAGAGGAUGGUAGACUAUGUGCGAUACAAGCAUAAAUAAGUUGUUUAUAGCAUCAGCCUUUAUUUAAUGAACAUUUUUAAAUUAUUCCUUUUUUUAAUGAAAUAUACUGUGCUAUAAGGUUCAAGAAGCAAGACAGAAUCAUGAUGACGACACUGUUAAGAAAGCUGUGAAUGAAUACGAUGAAGCACUGGAAAGGUACCAACAACAUUGCUUGUCUCAUUGAGGCGCUGCUCUCUUCCUUCCUGUUCUUCCUAUUCUGCUGCUCUCCUCCCUUUUAUCUCACUCAUUCAUCUUUACCAAUAUUAUUACUCCUACUUUUCCCUCUCUUUCUUCCUUUCCUUCUUGCUGUUCCUGUGGCUGGCCCUGUUUCUUCUCCAUCUCGUUUCCCUCCUAUCUCUUCUCCUCUAUUACCUCAUGCCUUCGCUCCUUCUCCCCAAUCUACUGUUACCUUUCUCUCCCCUUCUUGCUUUCCUUCUUGCUGGUCCUGUUUCUUCUCCUUUUCCUUUCCCUUUUAGUCCUUACCCAAGACUACCUGACGCCCUCUCCAUCUCUUUCCCUUCCCCCAGCUACUUUUAAUUCUUCUCCUCAUCCAAGCCCUACUGCUUCCUCCCUGUUUCCAUUCUCCCCUCAUCCCCUUGUUUUCUCAUCUCAACCUUUCAUUUUCCUAUUCAGCCUUCUCUUCUUGCUCUUCGCGUUCUUCCUGUUCUUUGUACCACUCAAAGUUACUGCCCUCCACCAGGACCUCCCAUCCCCUUCUUGAUUGAAGAACAAGUGUUUCUGGGAAUUUUCAAGGUUAUCAGUCAAGAGUUAGGACAAACGAUUUUAUGAUAUUUUUGUUGUAGGUACAUCCCUGUGUUGAUGUCUCAAGCGAAAAUAUACUGGGAUCUUGAUAAUUAUGCACAGGUUGAAAAGGUAAAUGAUAAAAGUGCUCUUUUUGGAAAUUGUAGUUGAUCUCUUGUUUUUGUUUUUUUCUGAAAUAUCCUCAUCUACCGAUAAGGCCUUUUACAUGUUUCUCUUCAGUCACUACUCACAUCAUCUCCAAGCUUAUAAAUAAUCGCACAAUAUCGCAGGCAAGUUCUUUUUUGUAAACUCAAACAUCCUUGUUUUUUUUGCAGAUAUUUAGAAAGUCUGUCGAGUUUUGCAAUGAACAUGAAAUUUGGAAGCUAAACGUUGCUCACGUAUUAUUCAUGCAAGUAAGUAUAGCCUCUUAUACUGCAAACAAUGAUCUGGACAAGCUUAACGAAACAGACCGCGUAAUAAGUUUUCUUCAUUUUUUUCAAUAGGAAAACAAAUACAAAGAAGCUGUUGGUUUUUAUGAGCCAAUCGUAAAAAAGCAUUAUGAUAAUGUAAGUAUUUCUGCAGUUCUUCUUAAAUUGCAACUAACCUCCAAAAAUGUUCAUCGUAAAUGAAAUCUCUUAAUACCUGUGCGAAAAGAAAUUAUAAUAAUUUACAAAAACCCCGCCUUCCUCAGCUGUUUGAAGUGAGGUGCUUUCUGUCUCAUUACCCGAGCAUUUUUGGGUGGCGGGUACGAACGUUGUUGUGACGUCAUCUAAGGAGACCAUUUGCCGUGUUUUCGUGAACUUAUAACCGGGAAUCAAGAUAGGUGAAGGUGUUUUACACGAGUGGUACAUAAAAGCGAUCAAAAUUCACAGAGAUAUGUCUUCUAGUGGAUUAAAUACUUUAAUAGGUUUGGAGCGUUGGCGGUGUGAGGACAUUGAUGCGUGGUACCAAUAAUUUCUUAAAAGCUACCUAAUUCUAUGCAUGAUGUCAAAUGCUUAAUUCUGUACGCAAAAUGAAAUUAAUCGAAGUUCAAGAAAAAAUAGCCCGUGAGCAGUCUUCUUUCUUUCCUCAGGGCCCCUCGCGCAUGCUCCCUAUCUAUAAAAUAAGAAACUGCUCGCGGAGUAUGAAAAAAAGUCUCUUGUCUUAAACUGACAGGUUUGCGAUAUCGACGGUUUUUGUCUUAAACGUGGUCAAGUUUUGAAGGCGGCGGCAGCACUUCCCCAUCCGAAAUACCCUUGGGGGUGGGGGAUUACAUUUUUUUAAGAGUGAAAUUCAGCUAUUAGAUCAUAUUAUCUGAAAACAGAUGCUUCUACUGAAAUGCUGUGUCCAUGUUGUCAUGUUUUUCAGAUCCUUAGUGUUAGUGCCAUAGUGCUAGCCAAUCUCUGUGUGUCCUACAUCAUGACCAGUGCUAACGAAGAGGUUAGUACCGUGGUGUUUGUUUUAUACCAAGUAAUUAUUGUUGAUAAAUCAGUUCUUUCAUGUACGUAAUAUUAUUGUUCUUUCCUUUUGUUUUGCAGGCCGAAGAAUUAAUGCGAAAAAUUGAAAAAGAAGAGGUGAGGACAUGGUUUUCGUGUUUAGGAUGAGUGAGUUUAUGAAUGAUCACUGAAAGAACUGUAUUUCAUUUCAUUUUUCUGUGUGUGACGCUGUCUUUUUCAGGAACAAGUUGCGUAUGAUGAUCCGGACAAAAAGAUUUACCAUUUGUGUAUAGUGAACCUUGUUAUCGGGUUAGUGAUGUGAUCAGUUUUUGUGCAAGCUAUACAUAUUGCAGGCCAAUCUUUCCUCUGCUUUUAAAAUUAUCUUUUUUUAUCUUUAGCAGGACAUCGUAUUAUAAGCAAUAUGGCUUUGCCAGAAAGUCUGCUCAUAAACUGUCUAUUUUCUCUUUAGAGAUGGUAAUUAAAACCACGGGGGGACUUUUCAACCGCCAGCGCAAAGGGGUUUGGGUAAUUGGCGCGCUCGUUUAAUUUCUUCCCCUCCCCACCCCUCCCCGCCCCCAAAAAAAGGGUAGACGAGAGCUUUUGAAUUUUCAUGCGGUGGCCAAUGUACGUAAUUUAUUCAGUUUUCAGUUUCCGCGUUUCUUUGUAUUGGUUCUGAGAGUAACGCGAACUUUCUCUACCUGCCAGAGAACAAGUUUACAAUGUUUGAUAAAAUUGCUUAAGAGAUUGCGAUUGAAAACUACUCUACUUUUUUGCUGCUGUAUAUGUAGAACCUUAUAUUGUGCCAAGGGAAACUACGAGUUUGGAAUAUCCAGGAUAAUGAAGAGCUUGGAGCCCUACAAUAAAAAGGUGUGAUUCUUUUGUUACAUUUACAUGUUACAUUUACCAAACUUUGAACAAACAACGAUUACCUUAGCUUCCGCCCAACUUACCUUAUCCCUUGUCAGUCACUCAAGUCAAGGUGUGGUAGAACUCAUCAGCCUGCGUGGGACACGCUCGUGCCCGCGACAGUCUCCAGGGAAUGCUUGAAGACUACGCGAGUGGCGUUCGAGUUAAUAGGAGAAUCUCCUUUGCUGGUUAAUUUCACUCGUUUGCGUUGCUUUUUCUUCUCUUCAUUGUAGCUUGGAACAGAUACGUGGUUUUACGCCAAAAGAUGCUUUUUGUCGCUGCUAGAGAACAUGGUAAGGAGCACUGAAAUGAUUAUUUUAAAAAACUCUUGUGAGCCUUUAUUCACGGCUAAUAAUAGCCUCCCGACGCAUAGUGCUCAGGCUUCGUCACGCGUUCCUCCCUCACAUUCGCUUGGGAGGAUGAGGUGACGGGCCAAUCGAACGACCCCAUCAGUUGAAGCUUAGUCUGCUACACAGCCGUUUUUAGUGUCGCUACGCAACGCUUUUCGAAGAGCGUUACUGUGGCCAUCGUAAAGCAACGCGCGUGAAAAUUGCCCCACGCCUUUCUCGCGUGGGGUGAUUUUCACGCGCGCUCGCGUUUUGCUCGCUCUACUAUCCCUGAGGAAAAAUGGGGACUACUCGUAGUCUAAUUCCAAGGCAGGAUGUUUGUGAUGAAUCCAGCCGCGUGCCAAUCUCUGGCCGCGACAAAAGGCAGCAGCUUUCGCCUUGUGCUUUAAUAUUAGAUCGCACAUCGUUGCCAAUUAGUCAACUCUCGCCUUGCGGACUUCCCGCUAUAACAGACACCCCGAUAUAAUACGGACAGCAGCUAAAUCCCGGCGAAACAUAAAUUACAGAUGGUUGACUGAAAUAAUUUCCCGCUAUUACUGACUCUCGCUAAUGAGGACACUAACUCAAGGUCUCUAUAAUGUCCGCUAUAAAGGGAGUUGACUGUAUAUAUUUUUUGUCAUUUUUAUUUGUUCUUUUUUUAAGAGAAAUCGCCCGUCUCAUUUUAUUCAGUGUAGUAUCGUCUGCAACACAACAACACAAAACUUUGUUUUCUGUUUUUCUUUCAGGCUAAGCAUAUGAUUAUGUUGCGAGAUAGUGUCAUACAGGACAUCAUUCAGUUCUUGGAGCACUGUGAAGGUAAUGACCCAGGGCAGGAGCUUAUCAGGAGCUCCAGCCCGGGGGUACUACCAUAUAUGGGCUAUAUAUAUCUAUGUGCAGCCGCCGCUGUGAAGGAUGUGGUUUUAAAGUACUCCCGGGUUAAUGACCAAGUCUGGACAAACAUAACCUGCCAGCAAGGGCUUCAUUUGAAAGUCAUGAGAGUCGAAGGUCACAUGCGAAUGAGCCUCGAAAGAUAAUGGCGAAGAGAAGAAGGAAAGCUCCCUCUCCAGUCUUCCUUCCGCCCUCGCGCUUUGCUUCGCUUGUAGCCUAUUCUAGGCGUCCAGAUAGUCGGAAUAGAGCAAAGAGGAGCUAACAGGGGAAAAAUAAAAAACGAUGUGGGUUGGGGUAGGGAGAGUGGGCGAUCUCUCCCUUUCUGUGUCCUUUUUUCUCUAUUUUCUAUUACGCGACACUCUCCACUAUCUGAACGCCUGAAUCAGCGCAGGCUAGCUUUGCUUGUGACUAACGUGUGGCCCUUUGCUACCCGCGAUUCUCAAAUGUAGAGCUUACUUACAGGCAAGGACAAGCAAUCCUUCGGGCUUCAAUACACUCACUUUCCUCCCAUCUCCCGUUUUUAUCUCCUAGCUAUGUGUAUUCCGACCAUGCAAGUUAUAGGAGAGCUUCUCCGAGGCUUGAUUUUGCGCCGAAGAAAAUUUAAUUUAAUUAGUCAAUUCCGGAUAUUAUUAAAGAGAGAAUUAAGAUUAUCAACAUUAUUUUGAUGAUUACUGCCACGUGAGUGAAAGUUUCCCUUUCUUUAACCUUUUAUUGACGAGCAUUUUACUUGUAGCAUAUAGUAAAACCCCGUGUACACUGCAUUCUUGAAGAUUAUAAUUAAAGUUAAUUUUCUGUUUACUUUGCAGUUUACGGCAAGAAUGUAGCAGCAGUUGUUGAACAGCCCUUAGAAGAAGAAAAGAUGCACCCUGGAAAGAAUACCGUUACCUACGAGGCCAGAGAGUUAAAGAGCCUUUUUCUUCGCUUGGUUUAAACUAGUUUCAUACGCGCCAUUGAUUAAAACUGACUGAAAAGACGCGAAAAAUAGGUCACCUGCAUGCAGAUCACUGUUGCACGUAGGCCAGAGAAAAGCAACUUUUGUAUUUUAUUGCUAAAAAAACGUUUUAGUUGCAUUAAUAGAGCGUUUUCACAUGACGUCACGGCGGCCAUAUUGGUGUUCCAAAACAAUCAAAUGGCGGCCAACCUAGCCUGUGGAGUUGAACUCGUUUCUUAUGUGUGUAAAAACUUUCUUUCGUUCCAAUAAAUUAGCAUAGAUGCUGGCCACGUGAAUGAAAACGCUCUGUUUCUAUAAAAAGUAUUGAAUUAACAAUAACCAAGAAAGCAGACCUGUUAUGUUCCGUUGUAUGUUUUUGUCUUUCAGCAGUUAAGAAUCUAUGCUUAAAACGUUUGCACCGACGGUAGAGUCGCUUGUUGUAAAUAUUUGUUGUAUCUAAGUGUAAAUAUUAAAAUUAUGACGGUGAUCUAAUAGACGCCUACUCUCAAAUAAACGCCUCUUAUCUAAUGAACGCCCCCCU
This is a messenger RNA of Porites evermanni, 16588 nucleotides long. The record is from the annotation of a GenBank genome assembly. NCBI's taxonomy places the organism in Eukaryota, Metazoa, Cnidaria, Anthozoa, Scleractinia, Poritidae.